AUGGUCAAGACACUUCCUUUCGCGGACAUUCAAGUCCCCACGCCUGGCCUGGGUUGCAUGGGCAUCAGCUUCGGGUACGGUCACAGCCUCACGUACGAGCAAGCGGAGCCUGUGCUUCUCAAGGCUAUUGAGUUGGGAUGUACCUUCUGGGACACCGCUGUGAGUACAAUAUAGUCCCUCUAACCGGAAAAGAGCCCAGACUGAGCCAGAUUCUUUCUUUCUUCCUUCCCAGGUCGUCUACAAAGCCGGCCUCAACGAAAAGCUCCUCGGCGACUUCAUCCGCAAGCACAACGUGCGGGACCAGAUCUUCAUCGCGUCCAAGUGUGGCUUCGACUGCUUCAACGAGGACGCUUCCAAACGGGGCAUCACGAAUUCCGCGGCGCAUAUCACGGCGUAUAUCGAGGGGACGAUUGAGCGGCUCGGGUUCGCGCCGGAUCUGUAUUACUUGCAUCGUAUUGAUCCGAGUGAGUUGGACCACCAUCAUUCCGGGCUUGGGUUUUUGGUGGGAAGGAAGUGGGAUGCUGACUGAUCUCGGUGUGAACAGACACGCCGCUUGAGGAGUCCAUUCCGGCUCUGGAUGAGAUUCGCAAGGCCGGGAAGACGAAGUACAUUGGUCUCUCCGAGUGCUCGGCCAAGACUCUGCGCAAGGCCAAUUCGAGUAAGUACCCAGGAAAUGCGUACUCGUACUGAGUAUACAGAUCAGAUCGCUAACACCUCUUCUCUCCUUCUCCCUCUACAGUCGCCAAGAUCGACGCCGUGCAAGCGGAAUAUUCCGCCUUCGAGACGGUCCACGAAACAGACGGCCUCCUGGACACGGCCCGCGAACUGCACGUCGCCUUCGUCGCCUACAGCCCGCUAGGCCACGGCUGGCUCGUCGACAACUUCGACUACAACUCCCCCGAAGAAUUCGCGUCGGACGACUUCCGCCGCACGAUCCCGAAAUUCCAAGGCGAGAAUUUCUACAAGAACAAGGCCAUCGUGGAGGAGGUCAAGACGCUCGCCACGCGCAAGGGCUGCACGCUGCCGCAGAUUGCCCUGGCGUGGGUCGCCUCGCAGGGCAUGAUUGCCAUUGCGGGCACCACGAAGCCGCAGCGCUUGGCGGACAAUUGGGGCUCCAGGGGCGUGGAUCUUACGGCGGAGGAGCAGAGGGAGAUGAGGGCUGUGAUUGAUAAGGCGAAGCCUGUGGGGAAUCGGCAUAAUGAGGCUAGUGCGAAGAUGGUGGGACAUUGA
Molecule: messenger RNA, 1230 nt
Organism: Lecanosticta acicola
Lineage: Eukaryota; Fungi; Ascomycota; Dothideomycetes; Mycosphaerellales; Mycosphaerellaceae
Source: the annotation of a GenBank genome assembly